AUGGAGCUCACCGAGGUGGACCUGGGCGGCGAGGGCCCCGCGGCUGGCGGCAGCGGCCGCUCUGAGCCCGCGCCUGCCCGGGGCAGGGGGAGCAGCAGCGCCGACAGCCCGGCCGAGGAGGACGAGGCUGAUGCGGCGGCGAGCGGGCGGGCCAGCCGCGCUUCGUCCCUGGUGAGCGGCCUCCUGGUCGAGCUGUACAGAGCGGGGGGUCCCCGCCACCGCGACAGCGUGGACAGCUCGACCGAGGCGUCCGCCGGCUCCGACGCCUUCCCCGGGGGCAGAGGCAGCGCCGAGUCGCGCUUCCUGCAGGAGCUGCAGCGGAGGCCGAGCCAGCGGCACCAGAGGACUUACCUGGCCCAGAAAGAUACUAGUGAGCUGAUGACCAUAAUACGAGAGCUGAAUUACAGAAUAUGUGUUCAGUCAUCCAAACUGCUCCGUCUUCUGAAACAAAAGGACAGGCUUUUACAUAAAGUGCAGAAGAACUGUGAUGUUGUAACAGCCAGUUUGCAAGCAGUUUCCCAGAAACGACGUGUGGAUACAAAGCUGAAGUUUACUCUUGAGCCAUCUUUAGGCCAGAAUGGUUUUCAGCAGUGGCAUGAUGCUCUCAAAGCAGUGGCUAGGCUGCCAACAGGGAUACCAAAGGAGUGGAGGAGAAAGGUUUGGCUCACCUUGGCAGAUCACUACUUAAGGAGCAUAGCGAUUGACUGGGAUAAAACAAUGCGCUUCACUUUCAAUGACAGAAGCAAUCCUGAUGAUGACUCCAUGGGUGUUCAGAUUGUAAAGGAUCUCCAUCGAACUGGCUGCAGUUCUUACUGUGGUCAAGAAGCAGAGCAAGACAGAGUAGUAUUAAAGCGAGUUUUACUGGCAUAUGCAAGGUGGAACAAAUCAGUAGGAUAUUGCCAAGGUUUUAACAUCCUAGCAGCCCUCAUCUUGGAAGUAAUGGAAGGCAAUGAGGGAGAUGCUUUAAAAAUAAUGAUUUACUUAAUUGAUAAAGUGCUGCCUGACAGCUAUUUUGUCAAUAACCUCCGAGCGUUGUCUGUUGACAUGGCUGUAUUCCGAGACUUAUUAAGAAUGAAACUACCUGAGCUUUCCCAGCAUUUGGAUACUCUUCAAAGAGCUGCCAACAGGGAGAGUGGAGGUGGUUAUGAACCUCCACUUACCAAUGUCUUCACAAUGCAGUGGUUCCUGACUCUGUUUGCUACGUGUCUUCCUAACCAUACAGUUCUAAAAAUUUGGGAUUCUAUAUUCUUUGAAGGUUCAGAGAUUAUAUUGAGAGUAUCUCUGGCUAUUUGGGCAAAACUAGGAGAGCAGAUAGAUUGUUGUGAAACUGCAGAUGAAUUCUAUAGCACCAUGGGAAGGUUAACCCAGGAGAUGCUGGAAGACAACCUCAUUGACAGCAACGAACUCAUGCAGAUUGUUUAUUCUAUGGCCCAGUUUCCUUUCCCACAACUAGCAGAAUUAAGGGAGAAAUAUACCUACAACAUCACUCCUUUCCCAGCUUCAGUUAAAUCAACUGCAGGUCGUCUGGGCAAAACUAGAGACAGUGAUGAGGAGAAUGACCUUGAUGAUGAAGAUUCUAUUGCCAAUGCCAUUGGUUGCCUUGGACCAUUCAGUGGCUUUCUGAGUCCAGAACUACAGAAGUAUCAAAAGCAGUUCAAAGAACAAAGUCUGGGCUCUAGUAACAUUGCAGAGUUAAGCCCUGGAGCGAUAGAUUCUUGUCGAAGCGAGUACCAUGCUGCUUUUAACAGCAUGAUGAUGGAACGAAUGACCACAGACAUUAAUGCAUUGAAGAAACAAUACUCCCGGAUAAAGAAGAAGCAGCAGCAACAGGUUCAUCAGGUUUACAUCAGAGCAGGGUCUGAAGAUGACGACCCUGGGCUCAUGUUAGAUCCCAGGGACCAGCUGAAUAAUGAUAAGGGUCCAAUUACCAGUCUUCUGCCCUCUCAGGUAAACCAUUCUCCAGUGAUCAAUCAUCUUCUGCUGGGUAAGAAGAUGAAGCCAACUAACCUGUCUGCCAAGAAUGCUAUUAUUCACAUCCCAAAUCAUGCAGGAGGCAAGAUUUUGCCUGGAUCUCACGAAGAUAUUAAAGCAAAGCUUAACUCCCCAUGGCGCACUCACAUGAGGGUACACCGAAAGAACAUAGCCAGAGCCAAAGGCCAGCUGGGUUAUGGGGAUACUAUUGGGCUAAUAGAGGAACAGAGUGAUGGUGGCAAAACCAUUAGUCCCAAUGCAAAUGAAGAAACUCCAAGCACACCUGACUCUAUGGCAAGGGAUAAGAGCAACUUAGACGCUAGGGCAACCAGAAAAGCUGAUGGACAGUCUCCUGAACCAAGUUACAGAGAUGCUAAUGGCAACAUCUCAGCGGUUCAGCUGAAGCUGGAAGCACUGGAACUUACCCAAAGUAAUAAUGAUGACACCGAAUCUGUAUUGAGUCUAUCAUGUCCAACACAAAUAUCCGAGUUUCUGCAUUUGCCUACUGAGAAUGGAACACCGGCAAACUCUCCCCAAGCUAGCAAUUCUAAGCCGCAAGUCUUUAGCCCUUUCCCUAGCGUCAAGCCUCUCAGAAAAUCAGCUGCAGCCAGAAAUCUAGGACUCUAUGGUCCAACUGAACGAACCCCAACUGUACAUUUCCCACAGAUGAGUCGAAGCUUUAACAAGCCCACAAGUGGUAACAGUGGGUCCAAGAAUCGAUGAUGUAUUUACUGUUGAUGUUUGAUUAUUGCUGUUAUUAUAGGUUGUAUUAUGUAUGCAUAUGGAUACAAAGCAAUUUCUGAGUUAGUUUAAUUCUUCACCUGAAGUUGAAUUGU
This is a messenger RNA of Euleptes europaea (tarantolino), 2807 nucleotides long. RefSeq names its product TBC1 domain family member 30 (gene TBC1D30). NCBI's taxonomy places the organism in Eukaryota, Metazoa, Chordata, Lepidosauria, Squamata, Sphaerodactylidae. The record is from RefSeq and is a predicted model, not a curated record. The transcript has 14 exons. Gene Ontology annotation, cellular component: endoplasmic reticulum. The coding region runs from base 1 to 2694 and encodes 897 amino acids.